GAGGUCAGUUUCGUCAUUUGCGUCAUAACCGCCAGAAAAACUGAACUGUUUCUAACAAACAAAACGGUGCAAGUGCAAUCUCCCGCCAAAUCUUCGGGCUCGUUGAUUAGAAGCUCCUCUGUUCAUUCUGAGUGCUCUUCACUUUCACCAGAGCAACCAAACUGAAAACCACUCUCCCCAAGCUCUCCAUCAAUGGCGUCCUUACUCGUCUUCCUCACCACCACCGCCGUCAUCCUCAUCCUCGUCUCUCCACUCUCUCUCUCCUCCGCCCCUCACUCCGACUCCCUCCAUCGAGCCGCCCAGAACCUCUACGGUGCCCGCUUCACCUCGAUGGCUCUGACCCUCGAGCUCAUCUCUCAGACGUCAGUCGUCCCGCACUCUCAGUCACUGACCAUCUUCGCUCCCCGAGACUCUGCCUUCUCCCGCUCUGGCCAGCCCUCGCUCUCUCUCCUCCAGUUCCACUUCACCCCACUCUCCCUUUCCCGUCACUUCCUCGCUUCACUUCCCUAUGGCACUGCCGUCCCUACCGCGCUGGGCAACCGCUCCCUUGUCGUCACUUCCCUGCCGGGUGACCCAUCCAUUUCACUCAACAGCGUCAAGAUCGAUGGCCCGCCUCUGUUCGCCGACAAGUCCCUGAUGGUUUUCGGAGUUGAGAGGUUCUUUGACCCUGGUUUUGAGCUCCCUUCGCCCGUUCAGGGCCCCACGCCUGAUCUGAACUGCGUCUCCUCACUGAAGAGGGGGAAUCGCGCAGGCUUUCCAGGCGAUAGUUCGUUCCACGAGGCUUCAAGAAAGAUGAGAUCUUCAGGGUACUCUGUGAUGGGUUCGAUUCUCGGAGCGCAGCUUCUGGGGUUUGAGUAUCGGACUGCUUCGUUGACUCUGUUCGCGCCAGUUGACAAGGCGAUGACGCAUAGAAAGGGCAAUUUCAGCGAGUACGCUUCGAUCUUCCUUCAACACGUGGUUCGUUGUAAGCUUCUGUGGAGUGAUCUGGCUGAGUUCAGUAACGGGCCUGCACUGCCGACGUACAAGAAAGGGUAUGCUGUUCGUGUCACGAAAUCUGGCGACACCUUCAUGGUUAACAAGGUUGCUAUUGUGCACCCGGAACUGUACGUGAACGAGUGGUUCGUCGUCCAUGGGGUUCGCGAGAUGAUCGGAGCGAAGAGCAGGGCAGACAAUGUGAAGCACAGGGGGUCCCAAAAGAGUGGCCAUUUCAAGGAGAAGAUAAGGGUGAGGAGGCAGUUUCAGGUCUGGAUCGCGAUCUUGGCACUCGUCUCUACUCAAUUCUGUUGUUGAGUUCUGGUCAUCUGUUUCAUUUCUAGUUGGCUGGAGUUUCGUAACAGGGCGCAGUGUUACAGAGAUACUGAUCUUCAGUGGGAUUUUAACUCAGUACCCAUGAUGCCUCUGUUUUCUUUGAUCCCCAGAGAAAAUUCUUCACUGAUG
Messenger RNA from Rhodamnia argentea, 1437 nucleotides. RefSeq names its product putative fasciclin-like arabinogalactan protein 20. The record is from RefSeq and is a predicted model, not a curated record. Lineage: Eukaryota; Viridiplantae; Streptophyta; Magnoliopsida; Myrtales; Myrtaceae. Bases 193 to 1290 code for a protein of 365 amino acids. The transcript has a single exon.